Racocetra persica is the source of this 316-nucleotide messenger RNA. The record is from the annotation of a GenBank genome assembly. Lineage: Eukaryota; Fungi; Glomeromycota; Glomeromycetes; Diversisporales; Gigasporaceae.
CGGUCUUGGUAUUGGUGUAUUAACAUCAUCAUUACAAGCUUAUAAUGUUGAAUUGGACGUGGUUGAACUUGAUCCGGUGGUUUAUGAUUUUGCUAUAAAUUAUUUUAAUCUGAAGCAUGAGCAUAAAAUAUAUCUUCAGGAUGGUCGUAAAUUCAUUGAUAAUGCAGAUGCUCAAACAUAUGAUUAUGUAUUACAUGAUGUAUUUACUGGAGGAUCAGUACCAUCAGCUUUAUUUUCGAUUGAAGCUUUGGAACAGAUUAAGAGAAUACUUAAGACAAACGGCGUUUUAGCACUGGUAUUUAAAAACGGACAAUAG